UUCAUUAUCCAUCAUUCGUUGCACAUCACACAUCGAUUCCAAAUGUUUUUAGUAGUGUGAACAGUUUGUGCGGCCAUGCACGCCCGUGAUGGACGAGAUCUAUGUUUUGGUGUCCUGCGUCCUAUGUGCUACGUAUUCUGCCUUCUUUUUGCCUUUGGAAGUGAUCGAACUGAACAUCACAUGUAUCCACCGGCCAGAGAGGAAGAAGCAACCUCUCAAUAAAUGUGUAAAGGACCGUGAUUUAAACAGGAAAACACUGCAGAAGAUAACCGACAUAAAAUACUACAGGUCGAUGGUUGGUUGAUUCCGUAAACAUGGAGCCAAAGACAGUCAAUGUGUUCAGAAAAGGUGGAAAGGCAUUACUUCUGCUAAUCACUCGUCAAUGCUGCUUUGUUGGUACAAAUAUUUUUGCCUUUCUCGAAGUUAUCUGGUCACAAUUGCACUCAAAAGUUGACAAGUAAAAAAGUUGGGCUCUUGCUCGCCUUUUCAACUGCUUCUCAAGGGAUUCAAGAUAGAAAUGCGAUCAAACCAACCGGAAGAACCCUAAGGAUCCAGAAAACACAUGUUGGGAGAAGGAGGUACACAAACAAGUCAUUGAUCUUUUCUCUUUGAUCAAAAGACGUCGAUCUCCAUCACUUAUUACAUCGAGGAGCGGAACUGGAGGGCAAUUACAAUUAUUUGAGAAAAAAUGAGAGACCACAAUAAGUUCUCACAUACGUCAGCUUGUAAUAUUGGGACAAACACACCCUGACAGGAGAAAUUGAAGGACGACAAGCAAUCAAGAUCAAAAAGCCAUAGUAAUGAGGGAUAAUGUGGCUAAAGGGCCUCUGGUGGACACGGAGGAGGCUACUCUUAUAAAACCGGGAAAACAUAUUGACUUUCCUAUUUUAUUCCUUGCAGGUUCCCAUUAUUUAGGUCGCUUGAUCACCACCAGUAGCUCCGCUGUCAACAACUUGUUAAAUACAACUUUUCACCAUGUCGUUCUCCUAUUAUCCCAUCCUCGGACUCGUUGCUUUGGCGCCAAUAUUCGUCCUAUCGCUUCCUUUCGGUCUCGAUUCCUAUUUUCAUUCACCCAAUCUGUUUGCAAGCUCGUUGAACAUUGCCCGCACACUCCCUCAAAGCUGCUCUGUAAGCAAUAUACCUGUGCCUCUGGGUGAUCAGACGACCCUCUCCGUCUCGGAUGACGAAGUGAGCUCUAUGAUUGCUGUCGGUCGUGGAAUACAGAAUUAUACUUGUACUUCUGGGGCGUAUGUCUCUACCGGUGCACUAGCAAACCUUUUCGACGUGACUUGCCUUUAUGCAUUAACUGCUGGCAAUUUCGACCCUUCCUUUGUCAACUCAAUGUUACCCAAGAUGACAUUUGUUGCUCUCGACUACCCCAACACAGAUGAUCUCCAUGUAGCCAUCCACCAUCUUUUUGUUGAUACGCCCGGUUCCACUUCUGUAGGAAGCAUUUCUCCUGAAUUCUUAACCGAAACGGAUAGAGUUUUGGCAAGCAAAGCGGCAACUCUUGAUGACCCAUACAACCCUGCUAUCAACGUCCCUUGGCUCAAACUCGCUUCUGUUGAAGGUCAGGGAACGUAUGCUAAGAGCAUCUUUCGAAUCAACACUUUUCAAGGACAACCCCCAUCUUCGUGCACGACUGAAAAUGAGAAAAUAAGCGUCCAGUAUGCUUCCAUGUACUGGUUCACCAAGUGAUGAAGGAGCUACGGAUUUGAUAACGUUGAAUCCUCUGAAAUGUACUAGACUGUGUACCUUCCCGCGAAAUUUGAG
Molecule: messenger RNA, 1773 nt
Organism: Cryptococcus deneoformans JEC21
Lineage: Eukaryota; Fungi; Basidiomycota; Tremellomycetes; Tremellales; Cryptococcaceae
Product: expressed protein
Exons: 5
Coding region: 976-1698 (240 amino acids)
Source: RefSeq, a predicted model, not a curated record